Drosophila willistoni is the source of this 1171-nucleotide messenger RNA. RefSeq lists its product as uncharacterized. The record is from RefSeq and is a predicted model, not a curated record. The transcript is spliced from 2 exons. NCBI's taxonomy places the organism in Eukaryota, Metazoa, Arthropoda, Insecta, Diptera, Drosophilidae. Bases 366 to 971 code for a protein of 201 amino acids.
AUUAUAUCAGAACUAAAUUUGCUUGUGAACACACAGCACACAGUCUCGGUUAAAAAUUAAAUAAAAAUUAUUACAAACAUAAAACCCAAAAAAAAAGUAAAAAAAAAACUGUGAAAAAAACCAAAAAAAAAAAAAUAAAAAUAAACUGUGAAAAAACAAAAAAAAAAAAAUAAAAAUAAAAAACAAAUUCCUUUCUGAAAAUCCUUUUUGGUCAUCAAAAUUCUAAGAACACAUAAAAAGUCAAUUGCAGUGUAAUAAAGUGAACUACAGAGAAUUACUUUCAGGUAUAUCCAUCCACCCAAAUAUGCUGGCAACCAUCGUCAAUAUCCAUUAAGAAGGAGUUGGAGUAGCAAAGCGGCCUUUACAUGGGGAAGAAAGGCAAAGGCAAGAAGGGAAAGAAGGGUAAGAAGGGUAAGAAGGCAGCAGCAGUAGCACCAGCUGUGGUAGCACCCGAAUGUCCGCCAUGUCCCGAAAAGCCAAAGGAAAUGCAACCAUUGGAUCCAUGUCCAGAAGCCACCGGACCCCAUGAUGUGAUGCGUGCCCAACCGAAUCAUUAUCCAGCCCUAUUGCGUAUACCGGAAACUAUGGCUGUUGUCGGAUCGGAGAAUGGAUGCUAUGAUAGCAUCUGUAAGCUAUUACGCGCCGGUUUUCGGUGUGCCGAACGUGUCUUUGUUAUGGCACCAUGGGGCAACUAUGUUGUCUUUCGCUAUCAUAAUAAUAGCGAUUUUAUCUACUUCCUAUUCGAUGGCUGUACAUGCGAUGUCAAUCGUUUCCGUUAUCUGGAUCUAAGCUGUGGCACAGCUGGCUUCUUAUUCUUUGAUAACAUGCACGAUGUCAUCAGCUAUAUUAUACAAUCGCGCAAAACACGAUUGUAUCUCGAGAAUCUCAACAAGAUAGCCAUAGACCAGAUUGUGGAGGAAUAUGGCGCAGUCACAUAUACCCAGAAGGCCAAAUGUAUGCGAUUCGCCUAAGGAUGAACUCAUCAAUUGAGAGUCAUUCGAGAUGCGUUGCGAAAACCAAACGACACACUCGUCUUUCUCAGUCGCCAACCACCACCACCCACCACCAUCACAACCGCUAAAACUCUUAAGUUUGUAUUCACUGCUUUUGAUCGAAACAUUCCCCCCCAUCAAUUAAGAUAAAAUAUAACAAGAUACCAUGUAAAAUGUAA